Messenger RNA from Leptosia nina, 897 nucleotides. The record is from the annotation of a GenBank genome assembly. NCBI's taxonomy places the organism in Eukaryota, Metazoa, Arthropoda, Insecta, Lepidoptera, Pieridae.
AUGCGUAUUGUGGCAUCUAACUCAGUUGCAAUACAAAGAGGUAUAGGGGAGAUAGGGGUUAUGUGGACCGUAAGGUUGAACACUGUUAGGUCUUAUUCUGUAAAUCCUUUCUCCUAUGGGAGCCCAGCAAGGCAGUGGAACACCAUCAUUCUAUCUAGUAUAAUCGAGCUUCUUUCGAAGAAUUUACAACAAUUAAAGAUAAUGAAGAAAACAACCAAUCUAGUUGGCAAAUUCACACAAAGUGUUCGACGAAUAGUUCAAGAUGUCAAAGACGAGGGCGCCUCGAGCGGGCAGACAAAGGAAGAGGUUAUAGAAACAAAUGAGCGUCUUCGCGCCGUGCGCAUACGACUCGACGAAAACUAUGACACUGCGAAGAAAGCCCUCAUCACGCUGAUGGCAAGGUACAGCGAGUCGAAAUCUCAGAGGAACGUCUUCACACGAUAUGCGCUUCUCAAAGCAAUGAUUAAGGACGUAAUACGCCUAGAAACGCAAUAUUGGUCUCUCGUUGAAAUCCCGAAGCAAGAGAAAGCGGAAACCGUGCCGGCGUUUGUCCUCCGCGCUUGUGCUAUCAUGGAGAGGACACAGAAAUCUGGAGAAGGUGUCAAGACAUCCGCAAAGUUAGCAGAGGAGGCAGCUGAUAAGAGGGAGCGCUUGGAAAGAUUAAAUGAUAUGACAACAUCGCAGAUUGAGGCAGAGAACACGCAAAUGACAAAUGAUUUAUACCGUCUACUGAAAAAAUACACGGGACUGCGAAAUCUUAUUAGGGAACUCAAGAAGGACUACGUCAGCUCCAAAGUGUACCCGAUGGUGCCCCGAUACACGAUGCUGAAGGACAUGAUCAAAGACAUCAUGCACGACCCUGACUACAUGGAGGUCUGCCACGAAGUUGAUCCGUAG